UCACAGUACUCUAUCAAUGGCCACAGUGCCUUCAUUACCUACUUGACAGUCAAAGUUAGUUGUUCAUAUGUUUAGAAUCUUCUCCUGCCCUGGUAGUUUGAUGAUUCUGGGAACUUUGCUAGUGGGAUAAACUAGAAUCUUUGCCUGCUGAAUUCAGCUCUCCUCUCCCGAAUCCUCCCAAUAUCUUCCGUGGUGUCAUUCACAUACACUCCUCAGGGCAGGAGGAGGGGGCUCACUUACACACUUUUCUGUCUUACCCAAUUACAUGUGGCUUCAAAGUCUUCACAGCUGAGUGUCCUCACCUAAGACCAUGGAGCUCUUAACUGACUUAACUGACUCCAGAACCCAAAGGUAAUUCAGGAACAUGGUGGCAGAGCAGCCAAUGGAGGGGAAAAUAGUAUGGUGUUUAUUUAGGUAGUGCAUCCAUGGCCUCGUUCAUUCUCUGAGUAGGAAAGGCAUUUUAUUUACAGAGCUUUACAGAGCUGUUCCUUCCCCUCUGGCUCCAAUGGCUUCUGAGUCCAGGAUGAACCUGUUUCCUGGCAAUGACUGGUGACUUUGUAAAGGACGCUCCCAAGAACAAAGUCUCAGUUUGCUCUUCAGAGCCCUACAUCAUCCCCAUGUCUCCACAUCCCCAACCCUCAUCACUGUUAGAACUCACAGUAGGGUUUGGCUUGUGCCAAGUUCACAGAGGCAAUUUUAUAGCUGAGCCAAGAAAUCACCCCUAACUCCCCUAGAAUAUUCAGGAUCCUCUGAAGUCCUGUUCAGUCACUCCUGCUUAGUACAAGUGUCUCUGUCUUGUAUUGUAUGGUGGUGGGCUGCUUGCCAAAUUUUGUCAUUGUUUCAUUUUAUUUAUCAUAUUUAGUUAUGUGCUAGGUCUGUCUCUCUUGUGAGAAUAAUAAAAGCUAACAUUCUUUGAACUUUCUUAGCCUGCCAGGCUUUGUUCAAGUGCCUUUGCAUGGAUUAGUUCAUUGGAUUCUUUCAACAGUCUUUUAAGAUUAGUGCCAUUAUCCCUAUUUUACAGAUGAGAAAACUGAAAUCAAAGAGGUUAAGUAACAUUCCCAAGGUUACACAGCUAGUUAGUGGUGAGGUCCCAGCAUGGAAACUUGGCAGUCUGAUGCCAGAGCCUGAGUGCUUUAACACAAAAUAUACUAUCUCUAGAAUAUAAGCUCCCUAAAGUCAGACACUUUUGUAUUGCUGACAAGAAGAACACAGAGCUAAGCAUAUGGAAGACUGUCAACAAAUAUUUGGUAAGUAACUGCUUCAUUAUUGAGAACUUCUUAAGGUCUCUGAGAGACCAAAUGGUAUAUGUUGCUUUUCUAUUUUUCAUUGCUGCUCUAGUAAUGCUUACAGACCAUCCAAUCAACCAAGUAGAGAAGACCCUCUCUAUGACCGAGUUCCAGCUACAAAGGACUUUUUCAGUGAGACCAGUCUUCAGAAGGCUGUCCUUAGCCAAAGCAGAACUAAAUCCAGUGAGAGCCCCUGAGGGUUCCACAUCAUUUCUGGUGGUCCCCUCUUUACACACCAGGGCACUGGAGAAAUAUGGAAGGGGCAAACCUGAGCCAAGAGAUUGAGUUUGAGCUCUUGGGCCUCACCAGGGACCCCCAACUCCAGAGGUUGCUCUUCACGGUACUCCUGGGCAUGUACACCAUCACUCUGCUGGGAAAUCUGAUCAUGUUCCUUCUGAUUCACGUGAGCACCCCUCUGCAUACACCUAUGUACUCUCUCCUGAAGAGCCUCUCCUUCUUGGACUUCUGUUACUCCUCCACGGUUGUCCCUCAGACCCUGGUGAACUUCUUGGCCAAGAGGAAGGUGAUUUCCUAUUUUGGCUGCAUGGCUCAGAUGUUCUUCUAUGCAGGUUUCGCCACCAGCGAGUGCUAUCUCAUUGCUGCCAUGGCCUAUGACCGCUAUGCUGCUAUUUGUAACCCCCUACUCUACCCACUCACUAUGUCUCCUGAGAUCUGCCUGUCUCUCAUUGUGGGCUCCUACGGUGCAGGAUUUCUCAAUUCUCUUAUCCACACAAGCUGUAUCUUUAGUCUGAAAUUCUGUGGUGCCCAUGUGGUCACUCACUUCUUCUGUGAUGGACCACCUGUCUUGUCUCUGUCUUGUGUGGACACCUCGCUGUGUGAGAUCUUGCUUUUCAUUUUUGCUGGUUUCAACCUUUUGAGCUGCACCCUCACCAUCUUGGUCUCCUACCUCCUAAUCCUCAUCACCAUCCUGAGAAUGAACUCAGCCCAGUACAGGUUCAAGGCCUUUUCCACCUGUGCUUCCCACCUCACUGCUGUGUGCCUCUUCUAUGGCACAACACUUUUUAUGUACCUGCGCCCCAGGUCCAGCUACUCCUUGACUCAAGACCGCAUGGUGGCCGUGAUCUACACAGUGGUAAUCCCAAUGUUGAACCCCCUUAUUUAUUCUUUGAGAAACAAAGAUGUGAAGGAAGCUUUAAGAAAGGUUUGGGGCAGGAAAAUAAUGGAAUGAUCUUCUCAACUCAUUACCACAUCCUUCCUUCCUCCUUUCCUUCCUUCCUUCCUUCCUUCCUUCCUUCCUUCCUUCCUUCCUUCCUUCCUUCCUUCCUUCCUUCCCCCCUUCCUUCCUUCCCCCCUUCCUUCCUUCCUCCCUCCCUCCCUUCCUGUCUCUUUCUCUCUUUCCCACAUACCUUUAGAAAGCCAAGGGAGGGAGUCUAGGUGGCUCAGCUAAUAAGCAUCUGACUUUGGCUCAGGUCAUGAUCUCAUGGUUUGUGAGUCCAGGUUCCACAUCAAGCACCCUGCUUCUGGUGAGCCCCACUUCUCUUUCUCUUUCUCUCUCUGCCUCUUGUGGGAUUCUCUCUCUCUGCCACUCACUCACCUG
This is a messenger RNA of Neofelis nebulosa (Clouded leopard), 2844 nucleotides long. RefSeq names its product olfactory receptor 5AU1. Gene Ontology annotation, molecular function: odorant binding; olfactory receptor activity; G protein-coupled receptor activity. Lineage: Eukaryota; Metazoa; Chordata; Mammalia; Carnivora; Felidae. Bases 1540 to 2475 code for a protein of 311 amino acids. The record is from RefSeq and is a predicted model, not a curated record. Gene Ontology annotation, biological process: G protein-coupled receptor signaling pathway; sensory perception of smell. Gene Ontology annotation, cellular component: membrane. The transcript has a single exon.